This is a messenger RNA of Oryza brachyantha (malo sina), 3007 nucleotides long. RefSeq lists its product as uncharacterized. NCBI's taxonomy places the organism in Eukaryota, Viridiplantae, Streptophyta, Magnoliopsida, Poales, Poaceae. The record is from RefSeq and is a predicted model, not a curated record. Gene Ontology annotation, molecular function: hydrolase activity, hydrolyzing N-glycosyl compounds. The transcript is spliced from 11 exons. Bases 1 to 2643 code for a protein of 880 amino acids.
AUGUCUCCUGCGGAGAAGGCGAAGAGGAGGGCGAAGAUGUGGAGGACGGCGGCGGCGGCGGCCGCCGUGCUGCUCCUCGUCGCGGUAGGCGCCGCGCCUACUGCCUCAGGCGUGGCGGCCGGCGUGGGCCGCGCGGCGGCGGCGGCGGCGGCGAAGCCGAGGAGGAUCUUGGUGGACACGGACAUGGACACCGACGACCUCUUCGCGCUGCUAUACAUCCUCAAGCAGAACCGCUCCGAGUUCGACGUCAAGGCCAUCACCAUCAACGCCAACGAGUGGAGCGACGCCGGGCACGCCGUCAACCACCUCUACGACAUGCUCCACAUGAUGGGCCGCGACGACAUCCCCGUCGGCGUCGGCGGCGACGGCGGCGUGUCCGGCGCCGGCGCCGUCCGCCCCGACGUCGGCGGGUACCUCCCACUCAUCGACCAGGGCACUUCGACGGCCGGCGGCUGCCGGUACCGGCAGGCGAUCCCUCCUGGGAGCCGGCUGGACGUCGACACGAACUCCGGCGUGAGGAGGGGGUUCCUGCCGCAGGGGCGGCGGCGGUACAGGCCGCUGGUGCAGCCGACGGCGCAGCAGGUGAUGGCCGACACGGUGUCGGGGGGCGCCACCACCGUGUUCCUCUUCGGGGCGCACACGAACCUGGCGCUCCUGCUCAUGGCGCACCCGCGCCUGAGGCGGAACAUCGAGCGCAUCUACGUCUCCGGCGGCGCCGUCAGGACGGCGGACCCCGCCGGCAACCUGUUCACCGCCUUCGCCACCAACCCGUUCGCGGAGUUCAACAUCUUUGGAGACCCCUUCGCUGCUUACCAGGUGAUCCAUUCCGGGAUUCCCAUCACGAUGAUCCCUCUUGACGCGACCAACACAAUUCCGGUCACCGAAGGAUUCGUUUCUGAAUUCCAGCAGCGUCGGCGAACAUACGAGGCACAGUACUGCUUCCAGUCUCUUGAUAAGGUCUUCACGAGGCUGAGGGGAACAUCCAACAACACGAGCUACUACAUGUGGGAUUCCUUCGCUGCCGGCGUUGCUCUCUCCAGCAUGCGAAAUGGAGAGAUUGAUGGUGGAAAUGAAUUUUCUGAGCUUGAAUAUAUGAACAUUACAGUGAUAACUUCGAACAAACCGUACGGUAAACGUGACGGCUCGAACUCGUUUUUCGACGGCCGUGCUACUCCCAAAUUUGGCCUGAAAGAGGGUGGAGUUCACAGUGGUCAUGUUCAGACUGGAAUAAGAGAUAGCUUCUGCCUGGUUCCGGGAAGCAACAGAGGGAGAUGCGAGGAUGGAUACACUAGAGAAGUGUCUGGUCCAGAAGGAGUCCGGGUUCGUGUUGCCACAAGAGCAAAACCUAACAUGGAUAACAAUAGUUCACUAGAAAAGGAAUUUUACAAGAGCUUCUUAGAGGUCUUAAAUCGGCCUGAACAAACUGGUCUUUUCAAUAUCAGCACGCAGUUCCCGUAUUAUAGAGAAGUUCUUUACAAGCCGGUUUUCAGGAAUGUGAGCAGGGGGAAGCCUGUCAUUUUUGACAUGGACAUGAGCCCUGGAGAUUUUGUUUCCCUAAUAUACCUCUUGAAGACGCCUAUAGAAGUAAUAGAUCUAAAGGCAGUUUUGGUCAAUGGCAAUGGCUGGGCAAAUAUUGCGAGCAUCGAUAUCGUCUAUGACAUUGUACACAUGAUGGGCCGCGACGACAUUCCAGUUGGCCUAGGCAAUACCACUGCAUUGGGCAUGCCAACCCUUGGCUGCAACAAUUCUUAUGCUAUCCCCCAUGGCAGUGGCGGUUUUAUUGAUUCAGACACAUUGUAUGGACUAGCCCGGUCACUGCCAAGAAGUCCUAGAAGAUAUGCUCCUGGAACUUUAGAUCAUCCAGAAGUUCGGCAGCCUUUGGCUCUUGAAGUUUGGCAAUCUGUCAGGAAGCAGCUUGAUCCAGGUGAACAGAUCACUGUUCUUACUAAUGGACCUCUCACCAAUAUAGCCAACAUUUCACUCUCUGAUAGGUAUGCAAGUUCUGUGAUAGAGAGAAUCUAUGUUGUUGGUGGAGUCAUCAAAGAUAGAGGUGAUGACAACGGAAAUGUGUUCACAGUUCCAUCAAACAAGCAUGCAGAGUUCAACAUGUUUCUUGAUCCACUAGCUGCAAAAACAGUCCUAGAAUCCGAUCUGGAAAUCACGCUCAUUCCUCUUACGGCGCAACGAAAAGCUGCAUCAUUUCAGGCUGUGCUUGAGGCUUUGCAAGACACCCAGCAUACUCCUGAAUCAAAAUUUGUCCACGAGUUGCUGUCAUUGCUGCAAGAACUUCAGAGGAAACAGAAGCUGUAUCAUCACUUGGAUAUAUUUUUGGGAGAAAUUCUUGGAGCAGUUUACAUGGUUGAAGGAUCAGGGUUGAAACCUUCAGUGGAACUCAAGCCAGUAAGUGUUGUUGCCAACACAAACAAAAGCACAGAUGGGCAGAUUGUCGUCAGCAAGAGUAGUACAAAACCAGUGAGAGUAUUGAGCGAUUUCGACGGUGAAAUAUAUAGCAAAAAAUUGACGAAUUCUUUAGCAAACAAGAGACAGUCUGCCGUUAUUGGGAGUUUUGAAGAACAAAAGGUAAUUUGGAGCAGGCCGCCAAAUAAUUCAGGGAAUGGAAGAAACAAAGGUAACCUUUUGUAGUAGCAAUAGUGUGCUAAAAAAGAGAUCAAAGAUAGAUAGCACAGGCCAUAACGAAAGCUGACAUCAUAAUGCUUGCAUUGGAUGAAGAAUCGCUCCAUGGCGCAAAGUAACCUGAAGAAUUGGUCAUUUUUCUGUUUCUUUUGAUUGCUUAAAAAAAAGAUAAAUAUGUUUCUUUCUGAAUUUUGUGUCGUAGUUGAGGAUAAUGUGGCUAGCUAAUCUGGCACACGUUUUCAGUUUGUUCAGUUGGGUUUCAAGUGUACACCCUCCAAGCAGUAUAAAUAAUUACAAUCUGAAUGAUAGUACCUUUGCGGCAAUUCAAGCCGUCUUUACCAAACGAAUAUUCAAUAGAGCUACACUUGGAUGG